AUGGCGUCGUCACCACCGCCUUCUCCGCCGUCGUCAAAAGCCCCCACGGUCAUCGUGUCUCCUCCAACUGCAGCUACAACGCCGGUCGGCGUUAAACAGAAACAACCUCCCGCAGACGAUACUGCUGCCUCAACACCACCGGACGACGACCCAAUCCCCAUCCAUCGUGCCAAACGCGCCAUCGAAUCCACCGCCGCGUACAAUUUCCUCCGCCAAUUCCGCCGCCAUGUCUCCCCGUCCGGCCACCACCCUACCUCCGCGCCGCCGCCCCAGGCAGACCAAAACUCAACCUCGAAAACCAACUCGUCCUCUCCUUCCGACGUCCUCUCGAACUCGAGCUCUCCGACCUUGACUGCCUCUAGCGCGGAUGGCAAUCAUCCGUCGUCCCACAGAGACGAUGCGUCAUCCCUGCCCUCGCUGAGCUCCUCCCCUGAAACAGUCAGUGGAACCCCGGAAAUGAACCCAUGCGCGGUGUCUGUGGCCAAACUGAAAAACGGGGCCAAUAAUGAUAUAAACUCGCCUCGUUUUCAUGUGUAG
Molecule: messenger RNA, 537 nt
Organism: Ophidiomyces ophidiicola
Lineage: Eukaryota; Fungi; Ascomycota; Eurotiomycetes; Onygenales; Onygenaceae
Exons: 1
Coding region: 1-537 (178 amino acids)
Source: RefSeq, a predicted model, not a curated record